Molecule: messenger RNA, 1402 nt
Organism: Terrapene triunguis (Three-toed box turtle)
Lineage: Eukaryota; Metazoa; Chordata; Testudines; Emydidae
Product: protein ZNF783-like
Exons: 2
Biological process (GO): regulation of DNA-templated transcription
Source: RefSeq, a predicted model, not a curated record
CCUGAACAGGCUCCGGCCACCCCCCGCCCCGUGCCUGUGCAGCCCCUCCCCGCUUCUGAAGGGCCCCCCGGGAGAGCGAGCGAGCUGCACCCUGCAGAGAUUUCCCUCCCUGUCCUGGCUGCCAUCCAAGCCGUGGGGAGCCAGGUGGACUCUCAGGCUGCACAGUUGCUGAAUCUGGACGGGAGAACGGGGACGGCUGAGAAGAAACUAGUCGGCUGUGAGAAAACAAUGGUGGAGUUCGGGAACCAGCUGGAGAGUAAAUGGGCCGCGCUGGGAACUCUGUUCCAGGGGUACGGGCUGCUGCAGAGGAGGCUGGAGAACAUGGAGAACCUGCUGAAGAACAGGAACUUCUGGAUCCUGAGGCUCCCCCCAGGCACUAAGGGAGAAGUUCCCAAGGUCCCGGUUAUGUCUGAAGACCUCUCAGUCCACUUCUCCAGGGAGGAGUGGGAGAAUUUAGAAGAAUGGCAGAAGGAGCUUUACAAGAACUUGAUGAAAGACAGCUAUGACUCUUUGAUCUCCCUGGGUAAAGCUCAGAUUUCACAUAUUGAUGAGACGCUGUGAGCUUAGCAAAGUGCCAGGUUGCCAGAUUCACUGACUAAAGCUUAGGCCUAGCCGGAGCCUAGGGUGAUGAAAGAAAGAUGGGGACAGCCCCUCAGCUAGUUCUUGGUAGUUUUUCCCCUUGGCGAGCUGCGUAAAUAAAUAGGAGGUGACAGCGCCUUUGGUUUCUGGUGAAUGAACAUGUAGGUCCCACAGAGCCUUUGCUAGGUGGUCAGUUCCACCCAUCCUCCAUUGGAAAGGAGCCUGGAACACACACAGCCCUGGCUCUGAUACCUUCAACUCGCGUCCUGUUUGUUUAUUUGCAGGUUGCAUUUAUUCGCCCCAGCAUGGAAAAAACUGUGCUAGUCUGCGUGUUGGGUUUAUGUGCUGCCGCCUUCUGGAAAGGGUGUUUCUUGAAUCAAAGCUGCGUAGAUUACAAAGGGAACAGUAGUAGCGUCUAGCAGUUUAUCAUUAUGUUCCAUAUUUAUUACUAAUACCAUUUAAAACCCUACACACGUGUGCACACGCACGCAGGUUUUAGAGGAGAUUGUGUUAGGAGUCAAGGGAGCUGCUGUUUUCCUCCCAAUCUAGUAAUUAACGAGCAAUAAACCAAAACAAUAUUUUAAUUUCUACUGGCUCAGACAUAUGCGAUUAUAUAAACCAUUCUAUGUCUUCCCUCUCUGGCCUGGCCUGGCCUUUGAAAUGGGCUCUGGCCUUUCUGCAGGUUUGUCGAUGGACAAAGGGAUUAUAUUGAUGUAGUGAAGAAGUCUUCAAAUUGCAUCAUUUCUGGGAACCCCGCAUCUCUUCUAGGAGUUACAAUCCUGCUCCUCCCAGCGCUUUAAUGUACCUUCUUGUAUGGUCUUAG